Balaenoptera ricei (Rice's whale) is the source of this 690-nucleotide messenger RNA. It is a transcript of the gene C1H1orf185, whose product is annotated as chromosome 1 C1orf185 homolog. The transcript is spliced from 5 exons. Bases 1 to 690 code for a protein of 229 amino acids. The record is from RefSeq and is a predicted model, not a curated record. Lineage: Eukaryota; Metazoa; Chordata; Mammalia; Artiodactyla; Balaenopteridae.
AUGGCUUCACCUAAUGGUUUUUUUAACCACUUAACCUAUUUUCUGGGUGCUGGUGCUGUUACUUUGGGAAUUGGUUUCUUCGCUUUGGCAUCAGCUUUGUGGUUCCUGAUUUGCAAACGAAGAGAAAUAUUUCAAGAUUCCAAAUUUAAAACAAUUGAUGAGAGAUGCAGACCAAGACCAUCCAAGGCAAAGAUUAAGUCUCAUUCUCAGUGUGUUUUUAUUUCUCGAAAUUUUCAUACUGGAAAUUUCCAAUUACAGGAGGAGCAAAGAAAAAAGGAAACAGCACAUAUAAAAGCAAUUAAAGAUUAUUCUAAAGAUGAAUUCUGCCUUGCAACAAAAAAAGUCAUCUGUGACCCCUCAGAGACUAGCUCGGCAACAAAUCCCAGCAGUGUUACCUUAAGCUUAUCAACGUUACCAUCUGAUUCUUAUUACAGCCAAAGUAUAGAAGUAGCUGAUGACUGGUUUUCUGAUGAUUCCCUAGUGAAAAAGAGCCCUCCAAUGCCUUUUCUCGGGGAGCCUGUAAUGGAGAAAGUAUUUUCAUACUUGUCAACCAUUCCAUUAGAAGAAUGUACUGGAAAUGUACUAAAUAUGACACUUUAUGAUGAUCAAAAAGAUGACAACAUUAAGGGAAUAUUUACACGAAGAAAUACAGAGGUUGAAAUACAAAACCUUCAACAUAAUAUUGAAUGA